Molecule: messenger RNA, 1502 nt
Organism: Tribolium madens (black flour beetle)
Lineage: Eukaryota; Metazoa; Arthropoda; Insecta; Coleoptera; Tenebrionidae
Product: E3 ubiquitin-protein ligase BRE1-like
Exons: 6
Coding region: 180-1055 (291 amino acids)
Biological process (GO): positive regulation of transcription by RNA polymerase II
Molecular function (GO): transcription factor binding
Source: RefSeq, a predicted model, not a curated record
AAAUGUUAGAUUGAAGUAUUGUCAGUAGGCAGCGCCAAUUUAAUUUGACAAUUGACAGAAUUAAUCAGUGUUCCUAAUAAACAAUAAUUUUCAAACUUCAAUAAACUUUAUAACGGAAAAAUAGUAUCAGUACAGUGUUUCUCCAUCAAAUAGGUUUUAUCUGUUCCUAACCUCAAAUCAUGAGUGCUAGAAGAAGACGUUCAGGGGGGAGAAAUCGCCGAAUGUGGCUACCUCGAGGACUACCCUUUCGACCAACAGAAGCAGAUUUGGACGAUAUGCCUUUAUCUGCGUGGGCACAAUUAGGUGCUAAAAAGUCUGCCCCAAAAAAGACUCCACAAAAAAGGAGAAAGAACGAAUCACCAAGAGUCGCCCCAGAGACGCCUGUUGAAACUAUAACCUUGGAUGAGAGUAUUGAAAAUAUUGGUAUUGUGGAAAACGUCAAUUCAAAGAUUGAGACAUUUAUGGAGACAGCAAGUUUUCUUUCAAGUGAUGAGGAGGAAAUCGAAAUGAUCAAGGCUAAAACUAACAAAAAGCCUGUGCCAAAUCAGUUUUUCAUUUCAGACGACUCUGAUGAUGAAAUCAAAAUCGUAAAUGUGGAUAAAGUAGCAAAUACUAAUAAUAGUACUGCUGGGACUAGUACUAGUACAUUCAAUGCUCCCAAAGCAAAAGUCUCAGAAGAUGAUGUUAUGAACCUUAUUGAUGCAGUUCUAGAAAACUCAAACUCAGGUAGUACAGCAUUGGCAAAUGAUGUGAAAAGUUUGGAAGACUUGACGAAAGAAACGGAAGAAAUGUUGAAAAAUGCAACUUCACUUUUAGAUGAAUUUAAGACUAGUAGGAAACCUGAACCUGAAGUUAAAAAAGUAGAAUCUCCUAAAGUAAAAAUUGGGUCUUGUCCAAUCUGUUUAGAAUCUCUGAGUGAUCGCCCUGCAGCUGUUACAAUAUGUGGCCACGUUUUUUGCAAAGAGUGUAUUACUGAAACAGCUCGAACUAUGAAGAAAUGUCCAACUUGCCGAAAAACAAUUACCGCUAAAAAGAUUCAUCCAAUUUAUUUGUAAUAAUUAAAUUUGAAUAAUUUCUUUUGUAUUAAUAAGCUCACGUUUUAAGUUGGUAUUUUUUUUAUUCAUGCGACGCUGAAAUUUACAUUAUGUGACACGUUUUUUUAGUUUUGGUAAUUAAUUUUGAAAAUGUGUUGUACAGAUUCCGUUGCUUGAAACCUAUUCACUUCAAAACAUUGUCUUAAGUUUGUAAAAUUGAAAAUUUGAGCAAAAUUGAUGCAAAUCAAUAGAAAGUUUGGUAACUGGUUUUAUAAACUAUUUCACUUGUUCCUAUAAAGAUAAUAUUUUCCAAUUUGUUGUAUUAUUACCUUUUUACGUAUCCUCUUGAAGAAAAUGAAACUAGAUUUUAAGGUGUUUCACUGUUUCAUCUUGUUACAGUUAUUUAAAAACAACGAUCACUGUUGUAAUUGUAAUUUUUUAUUACCAAUAACAUAUUUUUUUCCUUUU